AUGCCAGCUAUUUCUGACUACGAUUCCGAGGACGAUUUUAACAAUUUUCUCAACGAGGAUGAUGACGAUGACGACGAUGACGACGAUGACGACGAUAACGAUGCAACUGACGUCGAGGACGAAGAUUUGACGAUACAGCGUAGUCCCAGGAAGGCAGGAGCCGAUCAUGAAGAAGAGAAGGGGCCGCAAACUGAAGCGAGGUUCAAUUUCCAGCCUAAUCCUUUUUGUUUUCCCAUUCAGGAAACCUUGGCCAGUUUUCCUUCUGUUCCGGCAAACCUGGAUCGCGUACAUGAAACCCACGGCGAAUUUAAGGGUUCAUUUCUGGGCGCCAUCAUGGCCAUGCUUGACGAAAUGGAAGAAAGUUUGGAGCUGAGAACCAUUGGGGGAGGAAGGGCAAUCCCCACGAAACACGUUAUGGAGUACACUUCGGCUUUCAGAGACUGCGUCAAGCAAAAUCUCGUUCAACUAUAUGUCAAACGUGGCCGAACCCCACCUAGCCUUGACGGCUUGAGAUCCAAUCACCCUCUUGGACGAAUCCUUGUCGCGCCGCCAUCCUCCCCCGAGCGGGCAUCAGUUCCAAAGCAGGAGACUUCCAAUCGUAUGCCAAUGGACCGGGCGUAUGAAGCCCUCCUCAUCGCCCAGCUUACGCGCGCGAGAAUCAACGGGCCGGGAGAGAACAAGGAGAAUUGCUCUUGCCAACGUUGCAAAACGCCUAUCCUCCCCACCGGUCGUCGUGUUCCUCUGGGAGCACUUUUCCGUAGACCCCAGGUGGAGGAACAUCGCGUGAAGAAACAAAUCAAUGGACUGAACAUCGAAGUAUCUGUUAACGUGGUCUCCGAUUGAUCAGCUUGCAAAUUCGACCUCUUCACUCAGGUUUGUGGUUUCGAUGGUUCCUCAGAUUCUGUGCCAAGAACUAACACGUGACUGAUACCCCGCCCUGCAUAACCUACAUCUUCCUCCCU
Trematosphaeria pertusa is the source of this 962-nucleotide messenger RNA. RefSeq lists its product as uncharacterized. The transcript is spliced from 5 exons. The coding region runs from base 1 to 843 and encodes 280 amino acids. Lineage: Eukaryota; Fungi; Ascomycota; Dothideomycetes; Pleosporales; Trematosphaeriaceae. The record is from RefSeq and is a predicted model, not a curated record.